Molecule: messenger RNA, 5464 nt
Organism: Alosa alosa (allis shad)
Lineage: Eukaryota; Metazoa; Chordata; Actinopteri; Clupeiformes; Clupeidae
Gene: parp8
Product: poly (ADP-ribose) polymerase family, member 8
Exons: 26
Coding region: 544-3321 (925 amino acids)
Biological process (GO): endoplasmic reticulum unfolded protein response
Cellular component (GO): intracellular anatomical structure; endoplasmic reticulum tubular network; nuclear envelope
Molecular function (GO): kinase binding; protein serine/threonine kinase activator activity; NAD+ poly-ADP-ribosyltransferase activity
Source: RefSeq, a predicted model, not a curated record
UCAUUUGUCAUUACAUCGGGCUUUGCCCAAUCAAAAUCAGGUUUCCAAGAGACCAUUGGGAUACUAGGUGGAUUCGAAAGAAGACGACCGCUACCGUUUAAUCCUUUGAUAACGAUUCUAUUUUAGUAUUCCGACACUAAACUGCAAGUCCUGUUCAUCCAUGACACUGAAAGCGAUGCUGGUUUCACUUUAAGACUAGCAAAUAGCUCUUGCUGUAGCUUUCGAAAUCGCCAUUGUUGGGUUUAGCAGAGUGAUGAGGAGUGGAGAACGGAGCUUCCGGGGUAAAACAGCUAUCUAUAUGAAAUUUACCGAGGUGAUGAGCUCACGAAUCGUAUUGCUUGUGAUUAGAAACCAUUGUUGCCGGAGAUGAUAACGUUACAGUUCAGAAACUGAAACGGAGCUGACACACCUGGGAUUUCUUUUUCUAAAGCUGUUCCAGACAUUCAAGCUCGUACGAAAAGCAAUUCUGGAAUACAUCGUGCCAGCAAGAGGAAAUAUUUGCUGAAAUUAGUAAAAAGAAGCCAUUUCAGUGGGUGUUAUUUCAUGGGGAUGUGUUCAAGGCAAGAGAGAAUACAAAAAGACGUCGACAUCGUAAUUCAAAGGUGUAAGGCAGAAAAAGACUGCCUUUUCUCUGAUUUCCGAUACACUGACGCCACGUUCACGUUCACCUAUUCAAAGGGAUCCAAAAGGGUUUCCUACUCUGUGCAUGUCUCAGAUGAUUAUCCAGACAACACAUAUGUGUCCAACUCUGAAAAUGACGAUGAAGUUCUAGUCAUGAGAGAUCCCAUUCCUGUUAUAUUCCAUAGAAUCACAACAGAAAUCAGAUUCAGUAACGAUGCCACCAGCUGCCUCUCCAACAGAUCAAAGCUCCAGAUUGACAAAAGCCCGUGCCCCUAUGCCAUAGAGGAGGACUCUGAGGGCGACAAUGACUCAGAGGAGUUCUACUAUGGCGGUCAGGUGAGUUAUGAUGGAGAGCUCCACAAACACCCACAGCUUGAGGCCGACCUGGCAGCGGUGAGAGAGGUGUAUGGACAUCACGCAGUGUCUCUCAGGGAAUAUGGCGCCAUUGACGACGUGGACAUCGACUUACACAUAGAUGUCAGCUUCCUGGAUGAGGAGAUUGCUCUGGCCUGGGAUGUGAUCAGGAUGGAGCCUGUCAUCGUACGCCUACACUGCUCUCUGACUCAGUACCUGAAUGGACCAGUUCCAACCGUGGACGUCUUUCAAGAGUCAAGGAAAGAGCGCUUUGGACUCGGACAUCAACUGAAAAAGAUCAUGCAGACGUUUGUCACUCAGCAGUGGAAGCACCAGGGCAAAGAGAAACAGAACUGCCCCCAUGGCAAGAAGCCAAGCGAUAAGAAGGUCAAGUCCCCACUGCACAUCUUCUCCACCCUUCGCAGGUCCCCCAGCUAUCCGCCUCCAGGCUGCGUGAAGAGCAAGAAGAAGCUGAAGCCGGAGCAGGACGGCGUCUCCAAGUCCCACCGCCUGCUGCGCCGCACCUGCUCGGGCGCAGUCAAGUCCGGCGACGCCGCCGACGGCUGCACGGGCGGCGGCAGCGGAGGCAGCCGCUCGCACCGGCUGCUGGGGUCCUCGCUGUCCAGCGACCCCCGUCUGGAGCACCCCCACCCCCAGCUCCCGCCGCACAACCACCCCCACCCGCACCCGACGCCCUCCCUCUCCCUCAAGCCCCACCGGCUGCUCCCGCGGCCCUGCUCCGCCUCCGCGUCCACCCUCAAGCCCGACGACUGCUCCUCGCCCCCGCCGCUGCCUCCGCCGCGGCCCCACAAGCCGCUGCCGCGCUCCUGCUCUGGAGACCCGCACGCUGACCACAACCUCGGGGAGAGCCCUGGAGGCGGAGGAGGAGGCGGAAGUGGAGGAGGAGGAGGUGGUAUGGGCAGUGCGCUGAAGCCCCAUCGGCUGCUGAGCCGCUCGUGCUCCGGCAGCAUGCGGGUGGCCGAGGAGCUGGACGGCCUGCGGCACCACCACCGGCUGCUCAGUCGCUCCUGCUCCAGCAGCACCCGCGUGGGCCGCGCCGACCCCUUCGGCAAGGACUCAGGCACAGCCGGAGAUGGAGGAGGAGGAGGAGGAGGAGGAGGAGGUAGGAGGCUCUCACUCACCUCGGGCCUCAUCGGAAUCCUGGCGCCGUCACUGGCCUCCACCCCAGCUGUGCCACCCAACAAUGGAGCCAAGUGUAUACCAGUGCGAGAUAAAGGCUUCCUGGUUCAGACGAUGGAGUACGCCCAGCAGCGGAUCCCGGUCCUCAAUGAGUUCUGCGUAGUCUGCGACGAGCCGCACGUCUUCCAGAACGGACCCAUGCUCCGACCCACAGUGUGUGAGAGAGAACUCUGCGUGUUUGCUUUCCAAACAUUGGGGGUUAUGAACGAAGCAGCUGAUGAGAUCGCCACAGGAGCCCAGGUUGUGGAUUUGCUGGUGUCCAUGUGUCGCUCCGCACUGGAGUCCCCAAGGAAAGUUGUGAUCUUUGAGCCAUAUCCAUCAGUGGUAGACCCCAACGACUCCCAGGCCCUGGCCUUCAACCCACGGAAAAAAGACUACGAUCGAGUGAUGCGAGCCCUGGACAGUCUUACAUCGAUCAGAGAGAUGACUCAGGUGUGUGCUCCUUACCUGGAGAUCAAGAAGCAAAUGGACAAGCACGACCCGCUGGCACACCCACUGCUGCAGUGGGUGAUAUCCAGUAACAGGUCACAUAUAGUUAAGCUCCCGGUAACCAGACAACUGAAGUUCAUGCAUACCCCCCACCAGUUCCUCCUCCUCAGCAGCCCACCUGCCAAAGAAUCCAACUUCAGAGCUGCGAAAACACACUUUGGAAGCACCUUCGCUUUCCAUGGAUCUCACAUAGAGAACUGGCACUCCAUUGUGAGGAAUGGCCUGGUUGUAGCAUCCAACACAAAACUCCAACUCCAUGGCGCCAUCUAUGGGAGUGGAAUUUACCUUAGCCCUUUGUCAAGCAUAUCUUUUGGUUACUCAGGGAUGAAUAAAAAACAACAGAAAGUUACAUCAAAGGAUGAAACUUCCACAAACAGCAAGACAAACAUCCACUUACAGUCACAGAAGAAGGGUCAGCAGCCACAGUUCCUGCAAAGCAGAAACCUAAAGUGCAUAGCCUUAUGUGAAGUCAUCACUUCCCAAGAUCUGCACAAACAUGGCGAUAUCUGGGUGGUUCCAAACACAGACCAUGUCUGUACAAGAUUUUUCUUUGUUUAUGAGGAUGGGCAAGUUGGAGACACAAGCAUUAACACCCAGGACACAAGUAUACACAGAGAGAUCCUGCGUGUCAUUGGCAAUCAGACAGCCACUGGGUGAAUGAGAACUGACCCGACGCAAUACUGCUGCCUUGGCCCGUCGUCCGCCAUCUCAAAGCUGGCCAUUUGAGUAAGGGGGAGCCAACACAAUUGUGUAUUCUUUUGGUAAAAGCAACAUUGAAAACAACAAAAUCAACAAAUUUAAAAAAUAAUUUAAGACAUAUUUGCUAUGUUGAGGACGAGCUAAAGUAUUUAUACCCCAAGAUUACCAGAAAUCUUUCUGAGAUUGAAGCUGAGUCCACUUUACUACCGUUUAUAAAUAAUAUUUUUUUCUUUUUGGUGACAUACAGUAGUACCUCUCAGUUUAACUGACAGGUGACUCUCUUUUUCUAAUAAAAAUAAUGAUGACAUACCUUAGAAAUGAUUUUGAGUAUUUUGAAUUUGACGUAAUUUGGCCUUUUGGGAAGAAGUGGUGUGUGUGACACUGCAAGGUACACAUUUGUUUACGAAGAGCUGCGCAUUGCAAAAGUACAAUAUUUUGUGUAUAAGGAGGGUGUUGAUAUGCACUUUAUUUGUAUUAUUUUAGAUCUUGAAAUGCCUUCAUUUGGACUUAAUUGUGAUUAUUUACAACUCUAAAGUAUUUGGGUUUCUUGUAUGAAAAUUGUGGGGAAGCACAAGUGGACAUUGCCUGAGGCUAAAUGCUCUGCAUGCCAAGGUGUUGGACUGAGGCAAAUUCUGAGGUAUCUGCUGUGUUCUUGGUUCAUAGAAAUGGCAGGUUCACAGUACUAGCGGGUAAAACCUGAGAUGCAGUGUAAUGGAUUUCAGUAGUCUACAAAUAUUAGUCAAAUGAACAGACAAAACUAAAGAAGUGAAUGAAGCAGCAUUGGUUGACUGAACAUUCUUGAGGUUUGACAAAAAGAUUCAGAGGUACAAGGUUAAGAUUAAGUAAAGACAAAAAAAAAAAACAUUGAAUACAAUUCCAGUUUUGAUUGUAGAGACUGUUCAUUUGAAUAGAUGUUUCUAAUUCCAUAUUCUGUACAUGAUUUUAAUAUGGAGAAAGCAGUGCAUUUGUUUAUACGUCACCGUGCUCUUAACAAUCUCCAGAAUACAUGCUAAAUGACUUUGGCACACUCAGUACAUCUGCACAAUAUUGACCAUUCACUUAAAAGGUAGUUUUCCCAUCAAGCAAAACUAAUGACCUAACAGUGGAUAAGUUAAGCCAUAGCCUUCAAAAAAUCUUAAUGCAGAAUACAAUCUCUUGAUACAAGAUAAAAGUCAUUUUAAGCAUAGUCAGAUUUUUCUUUCACCUCAGCUUGUAAGACAGUCUUUAGUUCAGUAUGUGGCGACAGUGUGUUCAGAUGGCAGAAAUAUGUAAAACUGUGCUUGAACUUGAAAGACAAUGGCGGAAGGGUCACUAAGUAUUUCUUGUUGUUUCUUUUUUAUAACAAUACACUUAUACUUGAUACAGCGAUAAAACAUAAGAUGUUCGCCCCCAACUACUUUCAAGAUUUAAGAGCAAACACAUUUUAUACAGACCUGAUAUCUAAUGUAAAUACUAAGGACUUUGAACUUUUUGUGGUUUCAGUUGCUUUAAUAAAUCAGCUUAUAUUGCAAUUGUAUUGUAUUUAAAUGGGCUAUAGUUAAGAGAAAAAAAUCUGCAAGUUGGCUAGAGUGAUGGGGUUUUCAAUUGCUUUCUUAGGCUUCAAAGAUUUCAUCACCUUGUUUUUAAUAAAAGGGGCAGGAAUAUUUAUUGACAUGGUAUUAAGAUUCAAUGGUCUGUCGUUAAAGACAAUUGCAAUUGUGUGUUGUGACAGAAGAACCAAAUAAAAGGUAGAAAAAAGUUAAAAUGCGGUUGUUCCACCAUGCAUACAGUUGUAGGACUUGCAUCACUAUUUUAGUUGAAUUGUGACAGAGUGUUCUGUUUAUAUGGUUUUCAUAUAUUUUCUGCACAAUUUAAAGGAAAUGUAUUAUGCUACUUUGCAUUCGGUGCCUUACAGAUGUGGGUCAAUGGCAAAUGUAUGACAGUACUGUACAUAAUGUAAAUACUGCCACACAACAUGGAGGCCAAAUAUUUUCUGUAUUAAGUUUUUACUUUUACUUUAUUUUGCAAACAAGUCCAGCUUUUUGGCUUUUUACAAGUUAUGGAAAUAGUAGCUUAUGUACUUGUUUAUGGUCAUUAAAUUCAAAUUUCCUUAUAAACAUCA